AGGCACCCACAAAAACCCUAAUUCGUGGUCAAGCGCAAACAUAACAUACAUUUCCCAACCUUGAGAGCUGGUUUUGAUCUUGAAGUUUAGGGUUCAGACAUGACUUUCAAGCGAAGGAAUGGAGGCAGAAACAAGCAUGGCCGCGGCCAUGUCAAGUUUAUUCGCUGCUCUAACUGCGGCAAGUGCUGCCCAAAGGACAAGGCCAUCAAGAGAUUUUUGGUGAGGAACAUUGUUGAACAAGCUGCAGUUAGGGAUGUUCAAGAAGCUUGUGUUUAUGAUGGCUACACCCUUCCCAAGCUUUACGCCAAGAUGCAGUACUGUGUUUCCUGUGCAAUUCACUCUCAUGUUGUGAGGGUUCGUUCCAGGGAAAACAGGAGAAUCCGUGAGCCACCACAGCGUUUCAGACGUCGGGAGGACACUGCUAGGCCCGGCGGUGCACCAGGGCAGCCCGGUCAACGCCCAGCAGGAGGAGCCCCAGCUGCUGCUCGCACUUAAAUGAAGUGGCAUGCAAUGUUCAUUUGCUUCAAGGCUUUUGCAUUGAGGCUUUAGUUAUCGGAUGCUACUGAGUCACUUAAAUUUUUUGGUUUUCUAGUGCAUUUCUCUUUGAGGAUUUUAAUAGUGUCAUGUGGAUUUUUGUUUAUCAAAAUGACUAUUUAUGUAUUGUUUUCUAUAGUUGCUGAAGCUAUCAAGUAGUAUUCAUACUUUUUUUCCGCAAAGAAAAGAGAAUGUUAAUUCAUAUUUUUGUUCGAUA
Humulus lupulus (European hop) is the source of this 751-nucleotide messenger RNA. Its product is annotated as small ribosomal subunit protein eS26x-like. The coding region runs from base 100 to 495 and encodes 131 amino acids. Gene Ontology annotation, cellular component: ribosome; cytosolic small ribosomal subunit. The transcript is spliced from 4 exons. Gene Ontology annotation, molecular function: mRNA binding; structural constituent of ribosome. The record is from RefSeq and is a predicted model, not a curated record. NCBI's taxonomy places the organism in Eukaryota, Viridiplantae, Streptophyta, Magnoliopsida, Rosales, Cannabaceae. Gene Ontology annotation, biological process: translation.